Messenger RNA from Sorghum bicolor (sorghum), 1130 nucleotides. RefSeq names its product ras-related protein RABF2b. NCBI's taxonomy places the organism in Eukaryota, Viridiplantae, Streptophyta, Magnoliopsida, Poales, Poaceae. The transcript has 7 exons. The record is from RefSeq and is a predicted model, not a curated record. Gene Ontology annotation, molecular function: GTPase activity; GTP binding. The coding region runs from base 245 to 856 and encodes 203 amino acids.
GCACUGCAUAUGUUAAGCUUUUCAGUAGGUUGAACAGGACCUGCGCAAUUAUGUAACUUACAAGGGUUAGAGUGGAAAACCCUUUUUCUUAAAGGGAAAAAAAGAAGGGAGAAGCAUAUAGCACCAGCGGAACACGGGAACGGCGGAAGAAGCAAACAACUAGAAAUUCCCCAGCUCUGUUCCUUGCGUGCGGUUUGAUCUCGUCGAGGCCCGGCCGAAGUUCCCCAAUCCGCCAUCGAAUUCGAUGGCGGCCAACGCCGGGAACAAGAUCCGCAACGCCAAGCUGGUUCUUCUUGGAGAUGUGGGUGCUGGCAAAUCUAGCUUGGUUCUUCGGUUUGUUAAGGGACAGUUUGUUGAAUUCCAGGAAUCAACAAUUGGAGCAGCUUUCUUUUCUCAGACCUUAGCGGUCAAUGAUGAGACUGUUAAGUUUGAAAUCUGGGAUACUGCUGGGCAGGAGAGGUAUCAUAGCUUGGCCCCCAUGUACUAUAGGGGUGCCGCUGCCGCCAUUGUUGUCUAUGACAUCACAAAUCCGGCCUCCUUUACCCGUGCCAAAAAAUGGGUUCAAGAACUUCAAGCUCAAGGAAAUCCGAAUACAAUAGUGGCUCUUGCUGGAAACAAGGCUGAUAUGCUAGAUGCGAGGCAGGUGCCAGCAGAGGAAGCAAAGACGUAUGCCCAGGAGAAUGGGCUCUUCUUCAUGGAGACAUCUGCUAAAAGUGCAAUCAAUGUGAAUGACAUAUUUUAUGAGAUUGCAAAGAGAUUGCUUCAAGGACAACAGGCUCCAAGCCCACAGGCUGGAAUGGUUCUGAAUCAGAGACCAAACGAGAGGAUGGUCAGCUCUUCUUCAUGCUGCUCUUGAAGCUGUGUUUCAACCUCAUAGUGCUGUUAUGAAAUGUAUCAGAGGAGGUUAAGCAAAAUAUCCCAUCUCGCCUGUGUGGCUGACUUCCAGGCUGAUGUGCUCCCCUUCUCCUGCUCCUCGUUUCUUUUCACAUGUUUGUCAUGUAAAUGCCAAUACUAGAAUGUCACUGCAUGGACAGAAGUGUUACCAAAGUGUUGAUUGUGCUCUUAUCAUUUGAGUGUGCCCCUCCUUAAGUUCUCAAAUUUGCAUAUAUACAAGGUGGAGUUUUAUUUAA